Heterobilharzia americana is the source of this 756-nucleotide messenger RNA. The record is from the annotation of a GenBank genome assembly. NCBI's taxonomy places the organism in Eukaryota, Metazoa, Platyhelminthes, Trematoda, Strigeidida, Schistosomatidae.
AUGAUAUCAAUGUAUGAAAAUGAUAGAGAGUUGAUAAAAAAAUUACGGCAUCAAAUAUCUGAAUUAGAACAGAAUAUAGAAGCAUUAGAGAAGACAAAUACUGAAUUACUCAAUAAACUCGAUGCAUACAAUAUGCGAGGUAUGUGUGAUACAGAAAAGACGAAAAUAUUAACUUAUAAACAUAGACCUGGAGAAAUAAUUAAAAGGAACUUAUCAUCUGAAGUGACGGAACUACGACUGUUAACGGAACGUCAACGGCAGCGUAUUCAAGUCUUAGAAGAACGUGUUGUCUAUUUAACAGAACAUCGUGGUCAAGGGAAGGGGGACAAUGAUGUCACAAUGGAUUUAGAUGUUACAAAUACUGUGGAAAAUCGAUUACGCUCUAAUCCAGAUCCAUUAACUGAACUUGCAGAAGUGAAAGAACAACUUCGUGUAGAACGUUUACGUGCUGAUCGAUUAAUGGAGUUAUUUAAUAAAGCUAAACUGAAAUAUCGUUCAUGUUGUCGUGAUCUAUUAGGAUAUCGUAUAAACAUUCAAUCAUGUGGUGAUUGUCAAGUCUAUCCUGUUUUUACAUCCAAUGAUGCAGAUAAUUUAUACUUUAAGGAAGUGGAUGGAAAAUUCAUAUUAGUGGAUAAUAAAUUCACUGAAUCUUUACCAGAUGAAAUUCAUAACUAUUUAAAGGUGAAUCAUUCUAUUCCAGGAUUUUUAGCCUCACUUACAUUGUACUAUCUUCAAGAGAAUACACUAUUAUUAUGA